Molecule: messenger RNA, 6317 nt
Organism: Myxocyprinus asiaticus (Chinese sucker)
Lineage: Eukaryota; Metazoa; Chordata; Actinopteri; Cypriniformes; Catostomidae
Gene: plekho2
Product: pleckstrin homology domain containing, family O member 2
Exons: 6
Coding region: 395-2509 (704 amino acids)
Biological process (GO): macrophage apoptotic process
Source: RefSeq, a predicted model, not a curated record
GAUUAAACAUUUCUGGAACGUUCAGAAUUCAAACCUUUGGUCAUUUUUAUUGCGCAUUCCGAGGCAAAACAUUGCUGUCUAGGUAGGCAGCUCGCUAGGUUUUGAGACGAAUCGUGUUGUCUCUUGGAAGCGGCAGAGGCUUUUUGGGGGGACUUACCGGAAACCAAACUUUUUUUUUAAGCCUCAAACUUGUAACAUUGCUGAAGUCGAAAGAGGAAAAGAGCAGAAGCACCGUUACAUUUCAGCCCGCAUACAGUUCCUUGUUUUCAUCGUCAUGUUGGAUCUGAGAAAGUUCAGAAGGGAAAUCGUCACUUUUGACCCGAGAUAAAAUCCAGCGUCGAGUGUUUCUUUUGCGCAUAACGGGAUCUUUGUGAUUUUUUUUGAUUUUUUUAUCAUGGAAGAUGGUGUGAAAGAGGAGCCAGCCAAGCCCAAAGAGGUGAAGAGCACUGAGAAGGCUGGCUGGUUGAAGAAGUCUUCAGGGAGGUUUUUGAGUGGCUACAAGGACCGAUACAUUCAGCUGGAACGAACAGAGAUUGUGAUCUAUGAGAACGAGGAAUUAACAACAUGCAUGGAGAAAUUGGACCUGGACAACUAUGAUAAUUGUCAAGAGUUAAAGAGUCCAUUCAAGAAGAAGCACAGGCUGGUACUAUUACGAAACCCCAAGAGCAGUAACAAGGUCCAAGAUGUCAAAUUUCAGGCUCAAACUCCUGAAGAGAAAGAGGCAUGGAUCAAGGCACUCAGUGAAGGCAUCAACAAGGCAAAGAACAAAAUUUUAGAUCAGGUAAAAGUUGACGAAAGCUGCUCUUUAGAACAUGUUACACGCUCUCGGCCAAAAGGGAAUCGUGGAAGAAGACCACCGACCAGGAUACACAUGAAGGAGGCUGCGAAUGUUUCAAGUGAUGGAAUAUUGAGACUGGACCUUGAUGGUGACGUUACUAUGCAGAAUGGAACUCACACUCUUAAUAUGGAAGGAGAUAAACAAAACAAAACUUUGAAGCCAUCUCCAACUAUGAAUGACAUUCCUGAAGAGGACAUCGAUGAAGAUUCCACACCCAAGAAGAAAAUUAUAGAGCCACCCAUGCCGCCAUCAAAAGACAACAAACCCAGUGACAGUCAUAAAGAGGAUGAACCCAACAAUGAGAAACCUACACCCCAAAAGAAGAUCCUUAUGCCCCCGAUGCCCCCAUCAAAGCAGAAUAAACCCCAUGUCUCUGUUGAUGGAAGUGCUGUUGGAGAGAUUGCCUCAAAAGAAGAGAAAGCUGACAUCUCUGAACUGACCCCAUCCAGCAAGAACAUCCAGCCUCCAGCGCCUCCAUCCAAACAAGUGAAGUCCAGUCAAGUGGUCACACCAGCCACAGUCACAACAGAAGGAAAAGAAUCUCAAGAGAAUAAUGAUGAGGUUGACAGUAACGAUACAGUGUUUUAUUCAGCUUUAGACACUCCGAAGAGAAAUGAGAAAGAAGAUCAGGUGAAAACAGAAGUGGUAGAGGCCAUAACUCUAUCCAGUAAGAUUAUGAAGCCACAAGUCGUGAUGUGGGAUUCCCCUACUAUAGCAUCGAAAGAACGUCCGGUUGAACAAAAAGGGCAAAACUUGAAGAAAGCACCAGACACCACUGAAGAAGUUAUAACCUUAAUAGAACCUCACCAACUUAAUGUGACACCACUUUCAACUCCUGAACCAGUAAAAAAGAGUCCUGGACCCCCUGCUCCACCCAAGAAGACUUUGAAGCCACCUGUCAAAAAGGAGGACACUCCUCCACAAAAUGACCCCAUGGUCAGUGCCAACUCCAACACUUCAUCUUUGGAAAGGGUCUUGGAGCAGUCUUUAGAGAAAGAUGAUAUCAAACUGACAACUCCAGAAUCCAAAACUGAGCCAGGUGGCGAUAUGUCAAGUGAAGAGUUAGAGGAGAAGUCUUUAGACAGUGGUCAGCAUUCAGGUGAAGAGUCUGAAAUUGGGGACCAAGUCAUGUCAUCCACUGCAAAGCUGAAAGGUAGUUCCCAGGGUCUUGAUGGGGAGACAAGUGAGGAUGAUCUAGAACCAUCCGAUAGCAAAGCCGAGAGUUUAGAGGAGCCAUCCUUAGAAACUCCUACCACCACCCCAGAGAACUCCGUCCUCAACACACAUCCAACACCAAGCCAAUGUGCCAACAAGUCUCUGCUCCUAACUAUGCCUCUCAAGCAUUCCUCCAAGGCUCGCUCCGCAUCCCUGGGAGACCUCCUUGUCGAAAACACAGAGAAGAUGGAAGGCAAGGGGAAAGACAUACCAAUUAAACCACAUGGAAGUGAUGUAGAGGACUUGCAAAGUAAAGUGUCUUUUGAAAUUGAAGAGACAGAAGAGAUGCUAAACGCAAUUGCAACUGGACAGAGUAGUGACAUGGAAAUUAAGGGGAGAGGAAGUCCAGAGAUCUUGCUUACUGCAGCAAUGGAGAAGCUCAGGAAAGCAAACCAGUUCUUAAGGGAAGCCAGAAAUUUUAAAGAUCAUAACAAAAGCAACAGAUUAAGUUGGUAAUGGUAAGUAUUGGUGGAUGGAACCUAUAAGGACAACAUAAGAUUUUAUGUUGCAAUUUUUCUCCCCAACCCAAUCAAUUUGUGAAAGUCUGACCAUCUUUUUUUCUUUUUUUUUUUUUUACUUUGCCAGCUAAAAUGCCUUACAGUUUUGCUUAUGUAGCUACAAGUAGUUUAAGGAUAAACUUUGAGGUUAUUACCUCUAAAUGUUGAUCCUGUACUUGAUGGGCCUGUUGAAAAGACCAGCAUAUAUUGCAUUUUGGAUGCUGGUCCGCUGGUGUCCUUAACUAGUUUCUAGUCCUAAGCUAGUUAAGAAGCUAGUCCUUAACUAGUCCUUAACUGGCCUAACAAGCAAGACUUCAUUGGUCAAUUAGCUUCAGCUAAGCUUUGCUUGUGAACAGGAUGGCUUUGCUGGUCCAACCGCUGAACCACCACCAAACCAGCAUAAACCAGCCUGGACCAAUAUGGUCGAAGCUGGUCUUUUCCACGGGGGAUCCCCUUGACCAGUUCUUAGAGCUAAAUUUGAACAUGGUACAAUUUAUUUUGUGGAGAAACAAGCAAGCUAAAUGUUGUUUUACCUUGCUUCAGUCAAACAAUUCUUCUUAAUGAUCUUAAGGAAUUCUAAAUAUUUGUUAUUCCAUGAAUUUCUUCUUGAAGUUAAUUAUAUUUUGCACUUCAAUAGAGUCAGGUUCUGGAAGUAAAAAUCCUGUUCAUUUUUGACAUAGGCAAACUGAUUUUAAACAGUACCAUGAGCUUUGAGGUGCAUCGGUUGCAGCCAUCCGUCUGUGUUAUUUCAACUUCAUUUUUAAAAACUUGUGUUAAAUUAUGGAAUUGGUGUUGAAUAACUACACUACCCAUGUUCCUGAAGAUAAAGAUUCACCAAUCAAAGAAUCACAGACUAAAAAGCAUGCCAAAAGAGCUUCCAUGAAGCAUUGUGACUCAAUUGAGUCUCCUUACACUUACAUGUACUGUAUAUGUUUCUAUACAGUAUAUGUAAUAUUGUGAUUCACCUCGGAGCUGGUUAGUUAUGUUCAUGGCUUAGAACUCUUUUAUGAAGUACUUUAUGAAAUCCCUAUGGAAAAAAUGAAUAGGAAAAAUACUUCCAGAACCAAGAUGGCUAAAAAAUGAGCUGGCACUGUUGCACUCUAUUGACAUUAUCAGAUGUUAAAAUGUAUUGUAUGUUAAAAUGUAUCACCUCUGUUACAGACUAAUUGCCCCCACAAAUUAAAUAUACACAUAACCACUAUUAGGAUUUUUGCUCAUACAUUAGCUUUUUAUCUCACAGAGGAUUGUUGUAUGUUUUAUGCUGAAUUUUGCGCUGUAACUCCUGUAUAAAAAGAGGUGGUUCAAAUUGCUGUUUGUUUUGGGGCAUCAGUCAUUAAGCUCUGUUGUUACCAACAGACAGCUCUAAGGUAGCAAAAUAAGACUGAAAAUAAGAAAUUGCGAGGAAGGAACGACUCAGUGCUCUUAGAAGUUUUAUUUUUAUUCAGAAGCCCUACUCUCUCACUUCAGCUCCGGUGGAUUAAAAAAAAAAUAAAAGCUUCAGAAAAGUUUUCUUAAGUUUUAAUUUAACGUAUAGUUAUAUUACAGUUUAAAACUGGACAACCAGCAUAUGAUUAGCAGUGCAAUAGCUUAAUAGUGCAUUUCUGUUAGGGUUAGUACAAAUGAUAAUUUACAAUAAGUAUUCCAUUUUGUGUUAGUAUGAGGUCUGUUUUGUCUGAUUCUCACAAUAUGAUUUUAAUUGAACUUAAAAUAAUUCUAAAUGCAUAAAGCUCAUGAUGUCAUGAUUAAGGGGAUUGACACAAUAAUUCUAAAUAUAUAAAUCUUAUGAUGUCAUAAUUAAGGGAAGUGACAAUGGUAUUUUUUAAUAAUAAGCAAAGCAUUCCAUAAUCUAAUGACUACCAAUCAAUUGUUAAUUUUUAGUUAAAAUGCAUUAACUAAUGUUAAAUUUGAAAAAUGUUAAUUUGAAAAAUGUUUUAGUAUAAUUAACAUUAACUAAGAUUAAUAAUUGCUGUAAAAGUAUUUUAAGUAAUUGCAUGUUAAAUGAUGAUGUACAGUAGUUAACUAAUGUUAAUGAAUACAACCUUUUUGUAAAAUGCUACCAAUUAAUUUCCUUUUAGAUGUAAAUGUGAUCCUCCACCUUGUGUAAAUUAGAUUUAAUUCUGAUCAAACUUGUAAUAGUGCUCAGUGCCCCUUGUCCGAUUAUUACACUGUAAAAAAUGUCUGUAAUUUUAAUGGUAAAAGACUGUAAAAAUGCUAAAGUAAAAAUUGUAAUAGCUUCCUCUAUUACAAAAAGACAAUACAUCUAGUUUUAAGGUAAAAUGUUGUAAAAAUUAAAUUUUUUAGAUGUAAAAAGUAUGAUUUUCCCGUAUAAUUAACGUAAUUUAUGUUUAACAAGAGAGUACAUGUACUUUUUACGGUAAAUUAUUGUUAAAAUUACUGUAAAAAAACAGUAAUCAAACAGUAAAGGGAUGUUCUGUGUUAUAUUUGAUGUAGUUAAGUUAAUGUUCAUUGCAUAAUUUUAAAUUCACAUGUGUUAUCCUGAUGGUGUUAAGUGUUUGUUUGUGUGAGUGAGUGCCAUACAUGUUUAUUGGUCAUUGUUCCUGGAAGGGCCACUAUUGAUGAACUUCAUGUAAUCAUUUGCCCUUCUGUAAUUACUACAAUGAUUAUCAAUACAUUAAAAAGUGAAAAGCAGAUUUUUACAGUUUCAGAAGUUUAAUAUAUUCAUGUUAUCAUUUAAUAAUAUAAACGAUGGUACUGCACUGUAAAAUCUACCGUAAAAACAACAGUUUUAAACAGGUUGUUCUGUAAAGUUGUUUACAUUUUUACUGUAUUUUUUACAUAACUAUUCUGGCAACCACAGCUGCCAGUUUUUUUUUUUUUUUUUUUUGCAGUGUAGCCAUUAUAAUUUAUGACUGAAAUACUCAAUGUGGGAACCCAGAAAUCUCUUUAUUGUCUAUUUAGAGCUGCAGUUCUGUCUGUGUGCAAGCUCAAUGUGCACCCACUUCUGCAAAGCUCUUGUUCUGCAGAAGAGAGAGGUGUGAAACAGGUUAAACAUAGAGCUGUAACACUGUUGAAGACACUUUACCCAACUACUGUUUUCAUUAUCUGGCCUCCAGUGCACCAUAUAGCACAGAAAAAAGCCUCAUUAUAAUGAAAGUAUUGUUAGUUAUUUGUCUCAUGUUCUUUGUAAUACUGAUGCAGUGGGCACAGAGGUUCACUGUUCACACAGUUUAUUAAUAAUGUACAGAAACCAGUUUCCUCAUGCCUGGCCUGGCCUAGCCUGUCUGUUACUUUGAGUUCCAUUAUGCAGAGAAAAGUAGAUCUUUAUUUCCACAUGUAAUAGGGUUAUUAUAGUUAUUUGUUCAUCUGUAUACAUAUUGUGUAUAGCAAUACAUACCUAUAUAUAUAUAUAUAUAUAUUCUAUACUGUCUGCAAAACCAACUCUUGUUCUCUUUACUAUGUGUAAGAGAUGAUAGUCAAGUUAGUUUCACUUCAACUGUGUGUUUCCUAAAUGAAGAACAGGGGAAAAGUACAUUUAAAAGGCACAGUUACUCUAGACAUAACAGAGUUGAGAAUUACAGAUUAAUCCCACAAUGAAAAAGGUUUUUGUGGCUCCAUUUUGUAAGAUAUGAUCCUGCAUGUUAAUAGCGCUUGAUAUAAAGUACUUAGUCUUUUAUAAUGAAAUUAAUUUUUAAUGUUAGUUUUCUGCCAUUUUGGUCUUACGGAGUACAUUCCUUAAAAUAUUUGUUUUUUCCUUAUUUUACUCUGAUGUUGCAAUAUGUAUCAUUUAGCUCAUAUUUUAAUAAAAA